Ananas comosus (pineapple) is the source of this 2229-nucleotide messenger RNA. RefSeq names its product D-lactate dehydrogenase [cytochrome], mitochondrial-like. The transcript has 18 exons. NCBI's taxonomy places the organism in Eukaryota, Viridiplantae, Streptophyta, Magnoliopsida, Poales, Bromeliaceae. Gene Ontology annotation, biological process: lactate catabolic process. Bases 165 to 1865 code for a protein of 566 amino acids. The record is from RefSeq and is a predicted model, not a curated record. Gene Ontology annotation, molecular function: D-lactate dehydrogenase (cytochrome) activity; D-lactate dehydrogenase (NAD+) activity; FAD binding. Gene Ontology annotation, cellular component: mitochondrion.
UUCCUCGGUUCCUCCUCCAAUCCACCACCGCUAUCGCGACCUCGCGCCGAUGCGGUCGCGUCAUCGCCUGCUCGUUACUCGUUAGAAACGCCACUCGAGAAGAAGAUAAACUAUACUAGUCACUCUCCCCUCCCCUCCCCUCCCCCUCUCUCCUAUCCAUCGCCAUGGGCUUGUUCUCCACCUUCCUCUCUCGCCUCGCCUCCUCCUCCUCACCCCGCCCCUUCCUCCGCCGAGCUCUCCGCUCCCCUCUCCUCCUCCCCCGACUCCUCUCCGCCCUCCCCGAGCCCCCGAGCUCCGCCACGGAGGGCUUCGCCUUCUCAUGGUCGCGUGCGCUCCUUCCCCUCGCCGUCGCCGCCUCCGCCGGAGCCCUCGCCGUCGAUCUCCGCCCCGAUCCCUCCCUCUGCGACGCCGGCCUCGAUCAUGGCAUAGAUGGGAAAGGGAGCACCGAUCUAGUGGUUCGAGGUACUCGCAAGGAGAUUCCGGAGGAGUUCAUCGAAGAGUUGCGAGAGAUUUUGCAAAAUAACAUGACACUCGACUAUGAAGAGAGGUACUUCCAUGGCAAGCCACAGAAUAGCUUCCACAAAGCUGUGAAUGUUCCGGAUGUUGUCGUCUAUCCUAGAACACAAGAUGACGUGCAGAAGAUUGUGACAGCUUGCAACAAGUAUAAGGUUCCUAUUGUACCAUAUGGUGGAGCUACAUCAAUCGAAGGCCAUACUUUAGCUCCUCAGGGUGGUGUGUGCAUUGACAUGUCUUUGAUGACAAAAAUCAAAUCUUUGAAUGUUGAGGACAUGGAUGUAGUUGUUGAACCAGGGAUUGGAUGGAUUGAACUAAAUGAGUAUCUGAGGCCUUAUGGUCUUUUCUUCCCUUUGGAUCCAGGACCUGGAGCCACAAUUGGAGGAAUGUGUGCUACCCGUUGUUCUGGAUCUUUAGCUGUAAGGUAUGGAACAAUGCGGGACAAUGUCAUUAAUCUUCUGGUUGUUUUGGCAAAUGGUGAAGUUAUCAAGACCGGCUCCCGUGCUCGAAAAAGUGCUGCUGGAUAUGACUUAACAAGAUUGAUUAUUGGAAGCGAAGGGACCUUAGGGGUAAUUACUGAAGUGACUUUACGGCUGCAGAAGCUUCCUUCACAUUCAGUGGUUGCUAUGUGCAAUUUCCAAACAAUAAAGGAUGCUGCUGAUGUUGCCAUUGCUACAAUGCUUUCUGGUAUACAGGUAUCCAGAGUGGAGCUGUUGGAUGAGGUUCAAAUAAAGGCAAUUAAUUUGGCAAAUGGGAAAAAUAUACCUGAAGUUCCCACAUUGAUGUUCGAAUUUAUAGGCACAGAAGCAUAUGCACGAGAACAAACAUUGCUGGUUCAGAAUAUCGUUUCAGAACAUAAUGGCUCUGAUUUUGUUUUUGUGGAAGAUCCUGAUGCUAAAAAGGAGCUAUGGAAGAUACGGAAGGAGGCGCUUUGGGCAGGCUUUGCUAUGGCACCUGGGUAUGAGGCAAUGAUAACGGAUGUCUGUGUUCCUUUAUCAAGGCUUGCAGAAUGUAUUUCAAAAUCAAAGCAACAGCUUGAUGCUUCACCGUUAACAUGCAUGGUCAUUGCUCAUGCUGGUGAUGGAAACUUCCACACAAUUAUUCUAUUUGAUCCAAGCAAGGAAGAACAACAGCAAGAAGCUGAGAGACUCAACCAUUUCAUGGUCCACACAGCCUUGUCAAUGGAAGGAACUUGUACAGGAGAACAUGGAGUGGGUACUGGGAAAAUGAAGUACCUUGAAGAGGAGCUUGGGAUUGGCGCAUUGAGAACAAUGAAGAGAAUAAAGACCGCAUUGGAUCCCAAUAGUAUCAUGAAUCCGGGGAAGUUGAUACCUCCUCAUGUUUGUCUUUAAAUGGAAAACGCCCCUUCACACGACAUAUUGCCAAAUCCGACAAAAGAGACAAAGGUUAUGUACCAUUUCCAUCUAACUUAAUUGUACUGUGGUGCUGCUUCAGUUCAGGGGCAUUGCAGGUAUAGCUCUAUCAUUCUCAUUCUCAUUGAGAUCGUAGUCGUAUGCACUAAUGGUUUUCCAUCAUAUUCUUGUUGCAUGAGGCGUCAGUAGUGAAAGAAGCAAAGCUAAUGAAAGAAACAGUCAUAUUUUUUAUCAAUAACAGGCUCUAGUAAUAUGUUUUGCCUGAACAAAGAUAUGAAAAUUUGCUGUCCAUAUCAAUAACUGAUAUUUCUGUGGUUUUGCAAAAUGUUGAGUUCCCUCGGUU